Salvelinus sp. IW2-2015 is the source of this 1290-nucleotide messenger RNA. Its product is annotated as protocadherin gamma-A11-like. The record is from RefSeq and is a predicted model, not a curated record. Gene Ontology annotation, molecular function: calcium ion binding. Gene Ontology annotation, biological process: homophilic cell-cell adhesion. Gene Ontology annotation, cellular component: plasma membrane. NCBI's taxonomy places the organism in Eukaryota, Metazoa, Chordata, Actinopteri, Salmoniformes, Salmonidae.
GGUCAGAUUGCGUGCYCAUUUUGAGAAUGUAAUUUCGAUMAAACUGUAUUUUUUGAUGAAAUACUAUUUGUUUGCAUUGUAUAUUAUCUUGGCUGUAAGGUGAUUUGACGUUUUAAUUCCACAAUGGGGCACAAAGGAUUUUCGGUCGCAGUCCUGGUUUGCKGCGUUUCUUUCUUUCUUCURACACUGCACUCCGCCUAUGGAGACGUGAGCUAUUCUUUUCCCGAGGAGAUGAAACGCGGAUCUGUUAUUGGAAAUAUAGCCAAGGAUCUGGGGUUGGAGGCGAGCAGACUCUCCGCUCGUAAGGCCCGWAUUGAUACCGAAGGGAACCGCAAACGUUAUUGUGACAUUAAUCUGACUAGUGGUGAUUUGAUUGUUACCGAAAGAAUUGACAGAGAGGAGCUUUGCGGAGAAAAGGCGUCAUGCCUUCUGAGCUUUGAGUUAGUCCUAGAGAAUCCUCUUGAGUUGCAUCGCAUAUCACUUCAAAUACAAGAUGUCAAUGACAAUUCACCCAUAUUUCCGAAGGAUACAAUUAAACUGGACAUCAGAGAAUCAGCUGACAAAGGAGCUCGCUAUCGUGUGAACGCUGCUCAUGACGCAGACAUAGGACAGAAUGCAGUUCAAAGUUACGUGCUACAAAGGAAUAAUCAUUUUGCGUUGAGUGUUCAAACCACUUCUGCAGGUAGCAAAUACGGCGAGUUAGUGCUUGACAAAGAAUUAGACCGUGAGAAGCAGCAGGAAUUACAAUUAUUGAUCACAGCUGUGGACGGGGGCACUCCGCAGAGAUCAGGUACUGUAGUCAUACACGUCACUGUACUCGAUGCUAACGAUAAUGCCCCAGUGUUUAGCCAAGCCGUCUAUAAAGCCAGUCUGCCCGAAACAUCUCCUUUGGGUACACUAGUUGUUACUGUGAGCAGUACUGAUGCAGAUGAAGGCGUGAACGGCGAAGUAAUGUAUGAAUUCAGUCGAAUGUCUGAUAAGGCAAGGAAAAUGUUUACAUUGGACCAGAGAACGGGGGACAUUACAGUGAUAGGGGAGUUAGACUAUGAAGAGGAAUCAACAUAUGAAAUGUUUGUGGAAGGAAAAGAUGGCUAUGGCCUUUCUUCAGACACUAAAGUGAUAAUAGACAUUACAGAUAUAAAUGACAACGCCCCAGUGAUAUAUCUGAAAUCUUUGACUAACCCCAUACCUGAGAACGCGUCACCUGGCACAGAGGUGGGCAUCAUUAACGUGCAGGAUAGAGACUCUGAGAAUAACCGACAGGUCCACCUACACACGCGCAGGCGGUAA